Molecule: messenger RNA, 576 nt
Organism: Torulaspora delbrueckii
Lineage: Eukaryota; Fungi; Ascomycota; Saccharomycetes; Saccharomycetales; Saccharomycetaceae
Gene: CDC36
Product: CCR4-NOT core subunit CDC36
Exons: 1
Coding region: 1-576 (191 amino acids)
Biological process (GO): regulation of DNA-templated transcription; nuclear-transcribed mRNA poly(A) tail shortening
Cellular component (GO): CCR4-NOT core complex; P-body
Source: RefSeq, a predicted model, not a curated record
AUGGAGAAGUUUGGAUUGAAGGCUUUAGUCCCUCUAAUCAAGCAGGAAGAACGCGAAACAGCUAGUCUUUAUGACCAUUCGAUCACGCUGGGGGCAGACCUAUCAUCGAUGCUGCAUUCACUUGGAAUACCUAGGGAUUCAAAGAGGCACAGAGUGUUGGAUACGUUUCAGUCACCGUGGGCCGAGACAUCUAGAAGUGAAGUGGAACCAAAAUUCUUUAUACCUGAUUCCUUUACCAAUAUACCACAGGUAUUACAAUCACAGACUACACCACCAUGUUUCAAUUCAGUACAGCAUGAUCAACAGCGAGUGGCCCUUUUCCAAGACGAGACGUUAUUCUACCUUUUUUACAAGCACCCUGGUACUGUCAUUCAGGAACUGACGUAUCUGGAGCUAAGGAAACGUAAUUGGCGUUAUCACAAAACUUUGAAGGCAUGGCUAACAAAAGAUCCAAAGAUGGAACCUGUGGUUUCUUCCGAUGGCCUAAGCGAACGAGGCUCGUAUGUAUUCUUUGAUCCGCAAAGAUGGGAGAAAUGUCAGAGAGAGUUCUUACUCUUUUACAAUGCCAUUAUGUAA